UUCAUGGUAUAUGCAUGUUGAGUUACGAAUUGGUUUUGGACCGGGAGAGAUCGUCUCGUAUACUCGUUGCAUUUAAACGAGCGCAUAUAUGGUGGAUAUAAAUAUAUGCGAAAUACGAGCAAGUGAUUUAUAAUUAUUUAAAUAUAUUUAUAUUUUUUCCUAAUUAUACAUAAUUACGGGAAAAAGUCGAAAGAAUAAAAGGAGAAUUUAUGACGUGGCUAACGUGCUAACCACACUGGGAAAACUCAAGGAUAAUUUGUUGAUUUGAUUAUUAUGGGGCGUUUAACACUUUGGUUCCUGCUGGGACUUACGUUAAUCGCCGUUUCCAAUAAUGUUGGGUUUGCCAAUGCCGAUGCCGGACCAAGCGAAUCUGAAUGUCGACCCUACAUUGAAAAGGCUAUAAAUGAACUGAAAACAGAUGGUGUCACGGGCAAAGAUGGUUCUGGAGAACUGCAAGCCGAUCAGCCUCGUGGGGACGAUGACGACGAUGAUGAUGAGGACGCGAAACGCGUCAACGACCUUGACGGCGAUGGCAUACCAGAUGAUCAGGACGACGACAUAGAUGGCGAUGGCAUACCGAAUGAUGAGGACGACGAUAUCGAUGGCGAUGGUAUACCGAAUGACAAGGACGACGACAUCGAUGGCGAUGGCAUACCGAAUGAGGACGACGAUGACAUCGAUGGCGAUGGCAUACCAAAUGAUGAGGAUGACGAUAUCGACGGGGAUGGCAUACCGAAUGAGAAGGACGAUGAUAUCGAUGGCGAUGGCAUACCGAAUGAAGAAGAUGACGACAUCGAUGGCGAUGGCAUACCGAAUGACCAAGACGAUGAUAUCGAUGGCGAUGGCAUACCAAACGACGAGGAUGACGAUAUCGAUGGAGAUGGUAUACCCAAUGAGAAGGACAGCGACAUCGACGGCGACGGCAUACCAAAUUCGGAGGACAACGACUUGGAUGGCGAUGGCUUGCCGAACGAAAAAGAUGAGGAUUUGGAUGGCGAUGGAUUGGUGAAUCAUGAGGACGAGGAUAUCGAUGGGGAUGGUACCUUGAAUCACGAGGACGGCGACUUGGAUGGCGAUGGCUUGCCCAAUGAGAAGGAUGAAGAUCUGGAUGGCGAUGGCAAAGUGAACCAUGAGGACGAAGAUAUUGACGGAGAUGGUACCCUGAAUCAUGAGGACAGCGACAUCGAUGGCGAUGGCGUCCACAAUGAUGAGGAUCACGAUGUGGAUGGCGAUGGUCUAUCGAAUUCGGAAGAGCCUCAGAGCAUGGAUAUCGAUGGGGAUGGCGUGCCAAACAAUGUGGACGACGACAUUGAUGGCGACAACAAGCUGAACGAGAAGGACGACGACAUGGAUGGCGAUGGCAUCCUGAAUGAGCACGACAAUGACAUGGAUGGCGAUGGCAUACCCAAUGAUCAUGACGACAGUCGCGAGACCGCCGAUGAUGAUGACGAUGAUGAGGAGGAGGAGGUGAAGAAGCGCAGCAAGCGUGAGGUGGAUGCGGCGCCAAUCGUUGAAAUUGAGGCACCCCCAAGUCCAGCUGAGGAGUUCCCAGCUGAAGAGGAGAAGGAAGAGGAAGCUGCAGAGGCUGAGCCCGAAGCAGCUGUAGAAGAGGAACCGAAGGAAGUCAAGGAAGACGAGCCAGUAGAGGAGGCAGAGCCAGAGCCAGAGCCAGAGCCAGAGGCAGAGCCACCUGUGGCUGCCGAGCAGCAAGAGGAAGCUGUGGAAGAAGCUGUCAAGCCAGAAGCCGAGGCAUCCGCCGAAGCCGACGAAGCUGAAGAGCCACAGGCUGAGGCAACAGCAGUUGCUGCCGAAGAUGCUGUCGAUGAUGACGACGACGACACCAAGCCAGAAGAUGAACUGCUCUGGGAGGGAGUCAUUCCACAGAAUCGUCGCAGCCGUCAGCAUAUCACCGAGUUGCUGCUGCUGGACGAGGAGUUCAAUGCACGGGAGAAGGCCACCGACAACGUUGCUGAGAUUAUUCUGCGCGACAUCAAGAAGAUCUAUGAGAAUGCCGUUAAGCCACUGGAGACGCUGUACAAGUAUCGUGACUUGAGCAAUCGUCACUUCAGUGAUCCCGAGAUCUUCUCGAAGCCGUUGAUUCUAUUCAUGGGUCCCUGGUCGGGCGGCAAGUCCUCCAUUCUCAACUAUUUGACGGACAAUGAAUACACGCCCAACUCGUUGAGAACCGGAGCGGAGCCCUCGCCGGCCUACUUCAACAUUUUAAUGUGGGGCAACGAGACGGAAGUCCUAGACGGCACACAGCUGGCAGCCGACUACACCUUCUCGGGCCUGCAGAAGUUCGGCCAGGGUCUGGAGGAGCGUCUACGUGGCCUGAAAAUGAAGAGCAAGCUGCUCGAAAAGGUCAACAUCGUUGAGAUACCUGGCAUACUCGAAGUACGCAAGCAGGUCUCGCGUGUCUUUCCCUUUAACGAUGCCUGCCAGUGGUUUAUCGAUCGGGCCGACAUCAUCUUUCUGGUCUACGACCCAGCCAAGUUGGAUGUGGGCCCAGAGACCGAGGCCAUACUCGAUCAGCUGAAGGGGCGCGAGUAUCAGACGCGCAUCAUACUGAACAAGGCGGACACCGUGAAGCCCGAAGAGCUGCUGCGCGUGCAGGGCGCACUCAUAUGGAAUAUAUCGCCGCUGAUGUCGUCGGCACAGCCGCCACUCAUGUACACCACAUCUCUCUGGACGCAUCCUUAUCAGGAGGGAGCACCGGCCCGUCUGCUGCUCGCCCAGGAGCGCGCCUUCCUGCGUGAUCUGCGCACAGCGAUCGAUAAAAGAAUCGAGCACAAGAUUGCCAGCGCUCGUCGCUUUGCCGUGCGUGUGCGUAAUCAUGCCAAGAUGGUCGACUGCUAUUUGAACACCUAUUACAACCACAAGACUCUGUUUGGCAACAAGAAGCGCAUCGCGGAUGACAUCAUCGAUCAUCCACAGAACUAUCAUAUCUAUGAGGGCUUGUCCACGCUGACCAAUAUCUCGCGUUACGAUCUGCCCGAUCCGGAUGUCUAUCGCGACUUCUUCCGUCUGAAUCCGCUGUACGAGUUCAAGAAGCUCUCCGAGACAUGCACCUACUUCCGGGGCUGUCCCAUCACCAAGCUGGAUCUGGCCAUUGCCUACGAGCUGCCCGAGUUGGCGGGCAAAUAUAAGAAAAUGUCCGAAGCGGCGUUGGCCAGCAUCGAGGGGCAGGCGCAGGCAGAGCCGAGCAACGUUCAAGCCGAGCCGAAAAAGACGAGUUGAGGUAUUGACUCCGUCAAGGAGUAAGCCUGCCAUUUAGUUUGUUUUAAUGAGAGAAUGAUACAUACAUAUAUAGAGAGAAUGGUAACUGUCUAAGGACACGUAACUGCAUCAGCAUGGAGAGUGAGAGCUAUUAGCAAGAUAAAAGAGAGAGAAAGAGAGAGAGAGAGAGCAACAAAACGAGCUACAAGUGAGAGCAAACAAUUGUUAACGUAUUUGUUUACCAUUGACGAACACACAAACAACAACAACAAACAUGAACAGCAACAACAACAACAGCGUAAGACAAAAGAGAGC
Messenger RNA from Drosophila hydei, 3531 nucleotides. RefSeq names its product sarcalumenin. Gene Ontology annotation, molecular function: calcium ion binding. The record is from RefSeq and is a predicted model, not a curated record. Lineage: Eukaryota; Metazoa; Arthropoda; Insecta; Diptera; Drosophilidae. The transcript has 14 exons. The coding region runs from base 274 to 3237 and encodes 987 amino acids.